CGGCCAGAGGUGCCGCGCAGAGCAGUGUUCCAGCUCUGGGCAUCAACCCUCCCGGUGCUGGGAACUAAGCCUUCCGCAUUGCUCCCAAGCCUGGAUACCGACGACCCCGGGCCGGAAAGCGGAGCCCUGGGGUCGUUCGAAGAGUGGGGCCCCGAGUUCCUCUAGUCAGACAGAUAAGUCCGAGCAAAGCAGGGUUCGGAGACCACCAAGCAAGAGAGCAAAGUCCUCGGGCCAUCAGCCGGGCAGGACGCAGAGCGCCCUGAGACGUCCGCAGCUGGGAGCUUUGAGAGUCCUGGCCCAGGUAGCCACGACGCCGAGCCGUCUGAAGAGCGAAGCUCUGAGGUCCCGGGACAGUGUCUCCCUCCGGCUCUUCCUCUUCAGGGGCAGACUUGGAAGCUCCUUGGCUGCGUUUGCUGAGCCCCGAGACCCCACAACAGCCCCCAGAGGAGCUGUUCAUGGAGACGCCCAUCGAGCUAGAAAUCCGCCGCAGCUGUGAACGCGAGGAGAGCCUGCGCCGGAGCCGGGGCCUGAGCCCGGGCCGCGCCGGCCGCGAACUCGUCGAGCUGAGGGUGAGGCCGGUGCUCAGCUUGCCGGGAUCCGGCCCCGCGCUGCCGCGCGCCUUGGAGCGCGCGCGGGCGGGCGCGCAGAUGCAGCGAGACAUCGAGCGGGAGGCCCACCGGCAGGCGGCGCUAGUGCGCCCUGAAGCCCCGGAGCAGUGGGCCCGGCAGCCGCCGCAGCCACUGGGCGAGCUCAAGCGCUUCUUUGAGGCCGCGGGGGGAAGUGGCUCCUCAUCGGCGGUGGAGGGCAGCGCUGACCCGCAGAGGCUGCUCGAGUACGGAGGCCGGCCGCCCUCGGCCGUGCAGGGCCGCUGCCGGGUGCUGGCCCGCAUCCCGCCACCGAUCGCGCCGUCGCUGCUGGAGCAGGAGGUGCGCGAAGUGCAUGAGCGCGAGCGGGAGCUGCAGCGCCAGCGUCUCAGCGUCUAUGGCACUGCCGAGUUCAAGGAGCCCGCGCCGAGCCUCAUGGCGAGCGGCGGUGACGGAAAGCUGGCGAUGAUCUGGCCUCCCCGCAGAAGGGCUUCGGAAAACGGCCUGGGGCAGGAAGAGCAGAAAGAAACCUUGAGGUUCGAGCCGACGGGGACCCACGGCCGGAAGUAACAUGCCCAUCAGAGGACCCCGGCAGGGGCGCCCAGGAGUGGCCUCCGGAUCGGCGGGAGGCCAAGAGAACGGCCAGCGGUCUGAGCCAGGGAAGAUGAAAUUGACUAGCCCAUCUUUGGACCUUUGUGAAACUGACCAGCCUCUUCUAUAAAACUGCAGUGCGCGUUGGGAAACGCCACCACGCACAAUCCCGCCAAGUGAAACUGUCCAACCCAUUAAUGCCUAACUGCAAACCUAACUAGCCUCUGGCUCCGGCCUUGACUGCUGGAGGACCGCCUUGUUUGCCCAUCCCCUGUCCCCAGUAAAGCCCUUUCUUUUUGGGCAGUGCA
Manis pentadactyla (Chinese pangolin) is the source of this 1483-nucleotide messenger RNA. RefSeq names its product MISP family member 3 (gene MISP3). The transcript is spliced from 3 exons. NCBI's taxonomy places the organism in Eukaryota, Metazoa, Chordata, Mammalia, Pholidota, Manidae. Bases 456 to 1154 code for a protein of 232 amino acids. The record is from RefSeq and is a predicted model, not a curated record.